AUGUCGCGCCCCGAAGACAUCCUACCCCCCGAUCUCUUCUACAAUGACUCGGAAUCGCGAAAAUACACAACCUCUUCGCGUAUCCAGAAGAUUCAAUCCACAAUGACCCAUCGCGCCCUCUCCCUCCUCGCACUUUCCUCGCCCUCCAUGAUUCUCGACAUUGGCUGCGGCUCCGGUCUUAGUGGCGAGAUCCUGUCGCAAACCGCAGAACAAGGCACACCUGGCGGCCCACACGUAUGGAUUGGCUUUGACAUUAGCGCAUCCAUGCUGGGCGUUGCGUUGGAGAAAGAGGUAGAAGGAGAUUUGCUGCUAGCCGACGCAGGCCAAGGUGUACCGUUCAGACCAGGAACCUUCGACGCUGCCAUCAGUAUCAGUGCAGUCCAAUGGCUGUGUAACGCUGAAACUAGCGAGGAGAGUCCUGCGGGCAGAUUAUCGAGGUUCUUCAACCAGCUCUAUGCGAGUCUGAAGAGAGGAGGGAGGGCUGUCUGUCAGUUCUACCCAAAGAACGAUGCACAGAAGAAGAUGGUGGCGCAGGCAGCCAUCAAGGCCGGUUUCGGUGCGGGUCUUCUUGAGGAUGACAUGGGAACCAAGAGCGCAAAGACAUAUCUUGUCCUAACUGUGGGCGGAGGAGCGCUCGAUGGCGACAUCACAGGUGUUGUGAGGGGCAUGGAAGGCGUUGACGUCGAUGAUGCACGAAGAAAGGCAAAGGGCAUGAAGAGAGGUGAAGAACGCAAGGGCAGCAAAGCAUACAUCAUGAAGAAGAAGGAGCAGAUGGAGAGGCAAGGCAAGGUUGUCAAGGCGUCGUCCAAGUACACUGGCAGGAAGAGGAGGAUCCAAUUCUAG
Molecule: messenger RNA, 843 nt
Organism: Alternaria arborescens
Lineage: Eukaryota; Fungi; Ascomycota; Dothideomycetes; Pleosporales; Pleosporaceae
Exons: 2
Coding region: 1-843 (280 amino acids)
Biological process (GO): rRNA (guanine-N7)-methylation
Cellular component (GO): nucleolus
Molecular function (GO): rRNA (guanine) methyltransferase activity
Source: RefSeq, a predicted model, not a curated record